Molecule: messenger RNA, 1168 nt
Organism: Haliaeetus leucocephalus (bald eagle)
Lineage: Eukaryota; Metazoa; Chordata; Aves; Accipitriformes; Accipitridae
Gene: FGF16
Product: fibroblast growth factor 16
Exons: 3
Coding region: 1-627 (208 amino acids)
Biological process (GO): animal organ morphogenesis; fibroblast growth factor receptor signaling pathway; positive regulation of cell population proliferation
Cellular component (GO): cytoplasm
Molecular function (GO): growth factor activity; fibroblast growth factor receptor binding
Source: RefSeq, a predicted model, not a curated record
AUGGCCGAGGUGGGCGGCUUCCUGGGCGCCCUGGACCCCGACCUGCACGGCUUCCCCCCCGCGUUGGGCGGCGGGCUGCCCCUCGCCGACUCGCCCGGCUUCCUCAACGAGCGCCUGGGGCAGAUCGAGGGGCGGUUGCAGCGGGGUUCCCCCACCGACUUCGCUCACCUCAAGGGCAUCCUGCGGCGGCGGCAGCUCUACUGCCGCACCGGCUUCCACCUGGAGAUCUUCCCCAACGGCACGGUGCAGGGCACCCGGCAGGACCACAGCCGCUUCGGGAUUUUGGAGUUUAUUAGCCUGGCAGUGGGGCUGGUGAGCAUCCGUGGGGUGGACUCAGGACUCUACCUCGGCAUGAAUGAGAGAGGCGAGCUGUAUGGGUCGAAGAAGCUCACACGGGAGUGCGUUUUCCGAGAGCAGUUUGAAGAGAAUUGGUACAACACGUACGCCUCGACCCUCUACAAGCAUCCCGACUCGGAGAGGCAUUACUACGUGGCUCUGAACAAGGACGGCUCCCCCCGAGAGGGGUACAGGACUAAGAGACAUCAGAAAUUCACUCAUUUUUUACCCAGGCCUGUGGACCCUGCCAAAAUACCUGCGAUGUACAGAGACCUCUUCCACUACAGGUGAUGUUUCCUGCAGCUGCCCCAUCAGUGUACAUACUAGGGCUCCCAAGCUUUUUCCCAGAGCACUAUAUUAAUAGUCAUUCCAUCAUUCCUGUAAGCAUAGAUGACGUAGGAAAGCACUUACAUUGAAUUCAGACACUGCUGUUCCUCCUUGUUUCAAGCGUAUAUCGAACCUGGGUUAUUUAUGGGGGUGGGGGUAGGGAAAGGGAGGGAACCCUACAUAUAAUCUUUCGUUUUCAUUCACUUUCUUUACCCGGUUGCUACAAGAGAGGUCAAAUAUUCAAUGUUAUGGUUGCUUAAAGGAACAAGCAGGCGAGCAAACCUGAUCACCAGGGGGGAAAAAAACCAAAACUAAAAACGAAGACAAGGAAAGAAAACAAAAGACCACGGAACUGCUGCAGAUGCUGCUGCUAAGCUCGGGAUGGUUACGUGCUAAGAAAAAGCCUUUCGAAUGGUACCAUGCUUAAGCAGCCCGGGAGUUUGCUACAUGGAUGAUGCUACAUGGACUGGUCCUGAUGCGUGGGGUUUUUCCUGCUGUUGGGGUG